Messenger RNA from Cryptomeria japonica (Japanese cedar), 2993 nucleotides. RefSeq names its product crossover junction endonuclease EME1B. The coding region runs from base 443 to 2644 and encodes 733 amino acids. Gene Ontology annotation, biological process: DNA repair. NCBI's taxonomy places the organism in Eukaryota, Viridiplantae, Streptophyta, Pinopsida, Cupressales, Cupressaceae. Gene Ontology annotation, molecular function: DNA binding; nuclease activity. Gene Ontology annotation, cellular component: nucleus; Holliday junction resolvase complex. The transcript has 13 exons. The record is from RefSeq and is a predicted model, not a curated record.
UGCAAUUUGAUUUUGGGGAAUUUUGAAUGGAAAUGCAGAAUUGAGCGCGAUUUGAAGACUGUAUCGUUUUACUCCGUCUUCAAAGCGCAGCCGAAGCAAAACUUUCUGCAAAAAUUUGUGAUGCCUGCAACCUUCAUCGUACAAAAUAUCAUAUAUACAUAUGUUUAAUACUUUAUAAACGUACUGGCAGCAAUAAAAUUUUGUUGUCAUGUUUGUUUUGGAUGUUGCGGAAGUACAAGAAGGGCAGGUUUAUGGUUUUGGACGCCGACGGAACCCCAUUUUAGCUCUGAAAUCGCUUUCUUUCACCUUAAAUUGCCGGACAAUCUCAAAAGCCUUUGGUAAUUUUCAUUACGGGGGUAAGGAGUAAUGUGAAUCGAGCUUUUGUGCGGAGAAUUUGGUAAAUUUUUUAUUGAGGUUUUUUUUUUUCAUUGUGUAAAGAACAAUGGCGGACUCGUUUCGGAACAAUGGAGGGGCUGAGAGGGAUGCGUGUACUGUGGCUCUGGCCUCUGUAGCCAAGCGCCCGCGUCUGGAAUAUGGUGGAGCUGAUGUGAUUUGCUUGGACUUGGACAACGAGUCCAAUGGGUGUCUUAGUCAUGCAACCAAAGAAGAGAAAUCUAAAGUUGAUGCUUUGCUUAGUACUGGAAUUGCAGGUGGAGCUGAUGUAAUUUGCUUGGAUUCGGACAAUGAGUCCGACGGGUGCAUUAGUGGUGCAACCAAAGAGGAAAAACCUAACUUUGAUGCUUAUGGGCCUUGCUCACUAGAAAAAUUAAAAGAUAUAGGCCCCUCCAGUGAAGAUGCUAUUUGUUUCUUAGAUAAGAGGUUGGAUUCUGAAGAACAGGGUAAGACCCUAAGUUCUGGAGAAAAGAUUGAGGAAGACAAAUUAGUUACACUUGAAAUGGAAUUUGUUGAUAGUGGCCUUAGGAAAAUUGCAUUUGAAGUUGUUUCUGAAGUUUCUUCCCAUGAUUUCUCAGAGGAGAUUGACUUAUAUAAAGUGGAAAAUAUAAGUAAAGCUACAGAGAGUACUGAUUCAGAAGUUUUUCACCAUAAUAAGGAUGAAAAAGGAUCAACAGCAGAGUCAGUAGAAAUAAAUUCAGAUGUAAGAGAAUUGGGGAAUGUUUCUGAAGCAGCUAUCAACAUGUCUAUGGGAAACAAUAGCUUUUAUAUGCCAGAUAUUGCUGGUAACAUAGGAGAUAUGGACCCAUUUGAGAGUUGUAAAAGGGGAUUCGAAAUAAGUAGGGGUAUGAUGAAUAAUGUGUGUGUUAUUCAGGAUAGUUCUGAAGACGAAUCAUCAUCAGAUUCACUUGAUAGCCCAAUAUAUAUGAAAAAUGAGCGCGUAAACUGUACUAUAGGUAAUGCAGAAAUAUGCAAAGACAAUGGAUUAUCACAUAAUAGCAUAAGAGGGGCUGUAGAACAACAUAUGCAUAUUAAGAGCUGGAAGUCAACAGAGGGAGAUAUGUGUCAAGAUAAAACAGAUCUGGCUCCAAAAGUGUGUGGUAACAAAAGACAAGGUAAACAAAGUGGAAUCACUAGAAACGAAAGGGAAGAAGACAGAAAACACAAACAAGAAGAGAUUGCAAGACACAAGCGAGAAAAAGAAGAGGAGAAACAGCGACAGAAGGAAGAAAAGAGAGUAAAAAAGGAGGAAGAGAAGAUGCAGAAAGCAGCGGCCAAGGCAGAAGCCGCAGAGAUGCGAAAGCGGCACAAGGAGAGGGAGAAAUGGGAGAAAGGAAAAUUUGCAUUAAAAGCUAUAUCAGCUGAGAUUGAUACCAAAGUAAUUGAGAAAGGGUUAAUUGCAGGACAUCUUCUGAAUAGGCUAGCAGAGAAGGAACUUUGUUUUCAUGUAGUUUCUAAUCAAGUUCAAAGCUCAAUAAUGUGGAAGAUGAACAUGCCAGAUGCAGAUGCAGAGUCACCUUUCAAGGAUUAUGACAUACCAUAUAUUCUUGUUAUAUUGGAAGCGGAAGAAUUUUGCAAUAUGGCUUCUGAAGGCACCCUGUUUGAUCAUGUGUGUAGCAUUCAAAGGCUUUACCCAGGCUACAAUAUUUGCUACCUUACAAACAAGCUAAUCUCAUAUAUUACAAAAAGGGAGCAAGAACAAUACAAAAAUCCAGGGAAUGCUAGCUCCUGGAAACGCCCCCCUGUUGAGCAGGCCUUGGCAAAGUUUGUUACUCACUUUGUAGGUGUGCACUCGAGAUUAUGCUUAGAUGAAGCUGAAGUAGCUGAUCAUAUUGCUGGUUUGACGCGAAGCCUUGCAGAGUGCCGUUUCCGGCAAAAGUUGACACGCUUGUCCAUUAGUGCAAAUGGCUCCCAUGUUCCCAACGACAUUCCAAACAAAGGCAUGAUAAAAAAGAGUGUAUGGUUGAAAGCAUUGGUUGCGAUUCCGAAACUUCCACCUAAAUGUGCAGUGGCCAUUGCAAAGAAAUACCCAACCAUGCGGUCUCUCCUUAAUGUUUACCUAGACCCUGAAAGAACAGUGCAUGAGAAAGAGUUCCUGCUUCAAGACAUUGUCACUGAAAGGUUGCUUGGAGAAGGUGGCAGGCGUUUGGGACCUGUUUGUUCAAAGAGAGUUUACAGAAUACUUAUGGCUCAGAGUGGAAAUCUGAAGACAGACGAUGUUGAGGAAGGAGCAGAUUUGUUUGAAUCAUAACAUUGCAACUGAAUGCCUUCUCUGUGCAUUAGCAUGUAUAUGUAUUAUUAGUAUUCAUCCUUUUCGUGUUCGAUAGCUCUGUUACAAGAGCACUAACAGAUUAAAUCUAUAAUAUUUUUCUGAUGUGUAGAAGAUUUUGAAACCUAAAUAUGAUGAUCCAUUCUUACAUCAUCACAUGUUUUAGUAUUCAAGAAGUACACUGGUUAUAUGCUUAGGGUAACCUAAUGGGCUGGUAGAAUGGAAUAAUGUCUCAAUGUUAUAGUUGCUGAUUGAGGGAAGAAAAUUGGAAUGCAUGCAAAUCUGCAACUUAUCAACUAUGUUAUAAAACCAAUACCAAUUAUCUUCUUUA